CGGGCCAGGUCGCUCUGUACACUUUUUGCCCUAAGGCCAACCAGUGGGAGAAGACCGAUAUAGAAGGGACUUUAUUUGUAUAUCGAAGGUAAUGUGGGCUAUCUUUAAUGCCUUUCUCCAUUAAUGGUAAAUUAAAAAGAAUUUGUCAGAUAUCUCCUGAAUUUUGGUCAGCUUCACCUUACCAUGGUUUUACCAUUGUGAAUCGACUGAAUAUGCACAAUCUAGUUGAACCAGUCAAUAAAGAUUUGGAAUUUCAGCUCCAUGAACCAUUUCUUCUAUACAGAAAUGCAAGCUAUGAGGAAACAUAAGGCUGAGAGAAGUUAACAAAUUUGCUCAAGUCUCACAAAGGAAAAGUUCCACAGUUCAUUCUCUGUGAUCUUCGAUUUCGGCACAGUGCUGCUCCCUUAGCCUGAGAAAAGGCAGCCCUUCACCAUCAGCCGCGACUCCGAUGUGGUUGCUGUGAUUCUGUUAUCAGCGGCAACUGCAUUAGUCUGGCCUUCUGGACCAAGAUAAGGAAAGAGCUUUGCUGUUGGCUACGUUUAUAGAUUGAAGGGGUAAAAUACCAUGAAAACAGAGUGACUUAGCCUCUAAUACUGACCUGGUGACUCUGUUAGGUCAGAUGUUUUAAAAGUAAGUAUUGUUUUCUGUCUCAUUGUAGGCUGCUGCUUAGUAUUCUUGUAGAGCCCUUCUACCAAGACCCUUCUUGUUAAUAUUAUGAGACCAUGCACAUUCCAAAAUUUCAAAAGUGAGUUCUUUUCGUUGUGCUUUCAGUAGUAACUACUGGCUCCCCCUGCCCCAAGAUUUUAAAAUGUAACCAUGCACCGUUCAUCUCUUUUAGAUAAUUAGCAUUUUAAGUAUUGGAUAAUUUAAAUGUUUUUUCUUUGGAGACCUCACAAGAAAAGCAGCGAUUACUUUAGCUAAGUGGCAGAAAUCUGUGUCGGAAUUGACUCGAUGGCAGUGGGUUGGUUUUUUUUAAUAUAGGUUCUCAUCUUGUGUUUACCCAGUGAAAUUCAGUGGAGAGAUAGAAAUUGAAACAGAGUAACCUCUCGUCCUAGGGAACUGAAGCGGUUGUAGAGUGUCCAGAAUAAGUAAGACUGAGCCCUUGAGGGUCAGCCCCAGAAGAUCCAGGCAAAGCUGAGCUGCUUACAGAGUAACUGCUCCCGGACAUGCUCAGCUUUUUCUUUUUUAGUAAAAGGAAAGCAUAGGAUAAGCGUGUGUUACUGACAUUUAAAUAUUAGGCUAUUUUACACACAAACACAAAUUUGGAUUUCUAGUUUUUCUUGUAACAAAAUGGCAUGUCUGGCCACACAACACCUGCAUUUCUGCAAGCAGUAACAGUCAGCUGGAGUUCUGGGUAAGUACACCUACCAUAGCCCAUUACUGAUCCCACCAUGCCCUGAGGUCUCUUAUACCCCAGUGGGCAUCUGCGUUUACAGCCCUGGUUUGGAUGAUCUCUUAGUAGGUUGGUAGAAACAUAUGUAGCAGUAGCUGUUAAGGAGAGGAGAGGACAUAGUCCUGAUACCACUAUCUGACCUAACUAUUCCCCAGUGCCCUAACUAGAUUUUUUCGAAGCCUGGGUAACAGGAACUCAAUCUUACUUAUAAACAUACAGUAUUUCCCUGGCUGCUUAAAUGCCACCUACCAAAAUCUCCUAUUGUAAACCCGGAUCGGUCUGUGUGUGUGUGUGUGUGUGUGUGUGUGUGUGUGUGUGUGUGUGUCCGUCCGUGUCCGUGUGUGUGUGUGUCCGUGUGUGCAUGCGCAUGCGCGCAUUCAACACCCAGGGCCUUUGUCCUCAGUCUUUCCCAGCCCUUUGACGUUCAUGGGGAGCCACCAGCCUUACUCUUAAAGAAAACGAUUGGACAAGACAGAGGUAUUUCCUUUUUCACUUGCCAGGGCAGACUCAUACUUCUAUAAUCCUUUUUUUUUUUUAAUAAUCAGAGGGGUCCUAUGUCUAGGGUAAAUUUUUUUGGCUGUAUUCAAAGCCCAUAUUCUUGUUUUUGUUUCCUGGUAUAGAAAACCUUUGUUAACUCUACCACCACCACAAGAAGAACUUUCGUCCAGUGCCUUUAGUGCUUGGCACCAUACUGAGAAAAUCUCAAGCCUCUUCAGAUCCUUCUAGGAAGGCUGGUCACAUUGGGAAUGAAAAAGGUGGGAAAAGAAGCGUGAUUGAUGGAGCUCAGCUGCAGCACUCACGUUUCCCGUGUGGACAGUAUUGAUCAUGGCAUGGACCUGGAGCUGUGUCAAUAUACAGUAUCUGGUUUUAUGACAAGAAUGACUGUCACCGCAUAGCCAAACUCAUGGCCAAUGUGGUGGAAGAGGAGACACGGCGGUCCCAGCAGGCUGCUCGGGAUAAGCAGAGUCCUAACCAGGCCAAUGGCUGCAGCGACCACAGGCCCAUCGACAUCCUGGAAAUGCUGAGCAGAGCCAAGGAUGAGUAUGAGAGGAAUCAGAUGGGCGACUCAAAUAUCUCCAGCCCUGGGUUACAGCCAAGCACUCAGCCGUCCAAUCUGGGAAGCACAGAGACUCUAGAGGAGAUGCCCUCCGGGUCACAAGAUAAGUCUGCUCCAUCUGGACACAAACAUCUGACAGUGGAAGAACUAUUUGGAACUUCUUUGCCAAAGGAACAGCCAAUGGUCAUGGGUCUUGAUUCAGAAGAAGUGGAGAAGCUGCCAGGAGAUGCCUCCCAGAAAGAGCCCAGCCCGUUCCUACCAUUUUCCUUUGAGCAUUCAGGAGGGGCCCCUCAGUCGGAAAGCUUGGGUGUUCAGUCUACUGCCCCCGCCUCAGUCCAACCUGAGGUCACCGCCCCACUACUGAUCACUCCUGCCUCCAUUACACAGUCCAGUGAAAAGCAUGCCCCAAGCUACACGAUCCCGCUGAGCCCUGUUCUCAGUCCCACUCUGCCAGCAGAAGCUCCUACUGCACAGCUGCCCCCCAGCUUACCUCGAAACAGCACCAUGAUGCAGGCAGUGAAGACCACACCCAGGCAGAGGUCUCCACUCCUGAAUCAGCCAGUCCCUGAGCUAAGCCACACCUGUCUGAUUGCCAACCAGAGCCCCUUCAGGGCCCCACUGAGUGUGACAAGUACAGCUGCUACAUCCCUCUCAAGUGUGGAUCUUCUCCAGAAACUCAGGUUGACCCCACAGCAUGACCAAAUACAGACACAGUCACUUGGGAAAGGUACAGCAGCACCCAGCUUUCCUCCAGCAGCUGGCCAGCUGGCCACACCUGAGAGCUUCAUAGAGCCUCCCCCUAAAACCGCAGCAGCCAGAGCAGCAGCCUCGGCCUCCCUGAGCAACAUGGUGCUCUCGCCCCUUCAGUCUAUGCAGCAAAACCAGGACUGUGAAGUAUUUGCCCCGCCUAAGGUGUUACCCAGUGCCAUCCCGGUUGCAGGCGCCUCGCUGGUUACCGCGACGACCACGGCAAUACCUUCUGUCCUGCUGUCCCCAAGUGUUUUCCAGCAGACAGCUACAAGGUCCACCGACCUUGAGAGGAAGGCAAACUCCCCUUCUCCUCUAACUGUUGGGGCAUCAGAAAAUCAGAGAAAGCCCUCCAUUAUUCUCAGCAAGGCUCAGCUCCAGGAUACGUUAAUACAUCUGAUAAAGAAUGAUUCUAGCUUUCUCAGUACACUUCAUGAAGUCUACUUGCAGGUUCUGACCAAGAACAAAGAAAACCUCAACCUGUGACUGGAGCUGAGUAAAUCUGAAGGCAGCCUGUCAACCUCAGAAACAAAUAGGCUUCAUCAUGGAAACUUCUAAACAGAACACUGAGUUUUGAGAAUCCUGAAAUUGAGCCUAUAAGAAAAGAGACUCAUUCCUUAAGAAUAUUUUCCAAGUGACGUUCUCAGUGCUAAUGGAGGUUUCACUGUGAAGCAUCACCAGCAGACCUUUGUUUUGACAAAAAAGAGAAAAAGACCCUCGUGUUAAGUUGUGGGGUGUUUUCAUCAGCUGUGAUUAAGUGUGUGAAAUAAGGAGUUUGAUUUUCAGCUUGCUGUCAUUAUCAAGGACUUGGGGGUGAGUCAUCACCAGCUUUGCAGCAGUCAGAGUUCAGCUAGCCUGCACCCCGUAUGCCCCACUUCCUACCCCUAGUAACAUGACUCUCUUGGGCGUAAGGCUUAUAGUCAAGCUCUGAGCAGAGUAGAAGUCAGCUCUGUGAGAAGUAACUUCAAGUUUUAAGGAUCAGAGUUUUAAGUUGGAAAAUUAGGACUGAUUUAAGUGAAGUAUAUUUUAUAUGAAUGUCCCAUUUGGGCCUUAAAAGUUCUGUAAUUUCUUAAUUGUGUUUUAUUUUUAAGUGUCCCCAGUCUUGCCACGCAGCAGGCUCCCAUCACCACCUUACUGCUCGAAUAGGGCCAGGUCGGGCCCUGUGGUGGUGCAGAUGCAGGCAUGUCACACCUUAGAAGAAGAGAUUGGGGUUGGUAAAGCCCAAAUCCAAUCAGAAAUCUUUAUGUUAAGAUAUACUCUACAGUGGUUUUGAAAGUGUUAAGUUUGUAUGUGAAGCAUAGCCUUAUCUUAUUUUCCUUUUCUAUCUAAACACCAGUUAAAAGUCAUUGUUGAGUGUUUUCCUUAACACUUUGACAAAAGGACCAGUGGACCAAUAUGACAAAGCCAUUCUGGUUCCAUUCCUCAUGUAUUGAGAAUAGUUUUAAAGCUAUGCAGAAAAAGGGGCUGUUAUUCACACUGCCCUUACUUCGUUGUAGAAUAUGGAUUUUAAAAGAAAGCGUGUAAUUCAGAACUUUACCAAUGUAUUCCUAGGCUGUGAGUAUUUGUCCAGCCCAAAGUGUGAAAAUAUGUAAAGAUGCUUUGUUAUGCUGCUAUUAAUCUGCCAUGAUUUAUAUUUAUUCUUUUAUGGCAUGUAAUGGUGAUUAGUAAUAUUUUAAUGUAGAUUUUGAUUUAUUUCAGCAAUAGUAAUUUUAAGAUAUCCUUUGAAUGAAAGUAUCUUCGUUUCUAUGAUACAGAUCGUUUUGUAGUAUUUAACCAAUUAAGAUGCACUGCUUACUUCUCUGAGCACUAUUUAGUGAUGGGGUAAAAACCCAGUUGGCUCAACCAGCUAGUAUAAGGAUUAGCUGUGACUAAUGCUGACAGAUGUGAUUGUUCCUUGGGAAUGAUCAUUUAAGCUUUAAUGGUAACUCAAUCAGAAGUCCAUAGAUUUUUCUAGCUGAAAUUUUUAAAAUGACUUGUGAAUUACACACUUGUUUCAGUUUGGUCUUAGUUUUUACAUGAAGAAUACUUGGUUUGAUUGGCUUUUGUUAAUCUAAAUGUGCUUCCUGAACAGCUUUUCUGCUUCUCAGUUUGUUGUCUUCUAUUGCUGUCUACCUAGUUACGUGUGAAUUGUACCCAAUUCAGGGAAGCUCUGAAGUUCUCUUACUCAAUUAGGAAUCAUUUGUUUUCAAAGAUAGUGUAUAAAUUCCACAGCCAAAAAUGAAUUGUUUAUGGUUCAUCCAGGAAAGAGAGAGUUGUAAUAAGAUAGAGUAUUGAGGACACCAAGAGAUGCAGUGUCCAGGGAGCCACGUGACUGUUCUUAUAAAAUGGAUGCACCAGCAGGUUUGAUCAUACCCAAGUAUAAUCUCACUGGGCUUUGUUAAACAGAAGAAUUGAGGGAUUCUUAUUGUAAUAGACAUUUGAGUUGAAAUGGUGCUUUUGAGUACGUAUAGUAUUGUGAAAGAGUUACGAGAAAACGUCUUAAAGAGGGUCUGUAAGCAGAUCUGUUUGUUUUCACUCUUUAAUCCAAGGAAUACAUAUGAUGGACAGUAAAUCGAAUCUAAGAUAAGGUUUCCCACAGUGUGAAACUAAGCUUUUAAGUGCCCAGGUGUGGAGACUUGAAAAGGGUAAGCCUGUUUCAACUCCCAAAUUCGUGUAUUCGAAGCAUUUAAAAUUCAGAAGCCAGAAGUUCAUUGGCGUGAUCACCAGGAGGUUCAGGCCAGAAUGAGUCCCUAGAGAAGCCAGGUCAAGCCUGGAUAGUUGUUGGAUGACCCUGGCCCCAACUCACAGUUCAGUUGCCUUAUUCCUCGUUCAGGCAUACAGUCCAGAACCUCAUGCUAGCUUAGGUUGCACGUUUACAGUGCUGUAGUAUCUUUACUAGAACCUUAGUUUAAAACCUUAGUUGAAUCAAAACAGACACCAAAAAAGAGAUGCUUCCUGCUAGGUUUCGUAGAACCCCAGGAGACCUGCAUUCAGGCCACUCUAUCUGUGUGCCCACCCCCAGCCCCAGGUCUAGGUGCAGGCUCUGAGAGGGGCAGCCCAGAGCUUGGAGUGGAGGUGUGUCGGGGGCAUCACUGGGGCCUGCCCUUUUGCUGGUGGUUAAUGUGAUGUCUUUGAGUGGACUCAUGCAACCUCCCAAACCACCUUGUUCCUUCAAGGCAGAGGCUCCUCUUCAUUGUGCAUCUCUCGUGAGAUUUGAGGUGUGAAAGCUGGCCUGGUUGACUUUGAAUCCUAAGUUUUCAAGUGGCUGUCAGUGUCAGGAGAACCAUUUCAUGCUGUCUGCACGUGGAAUGUACACAGCUUACCUUUGAGGCUUAUGAGUAGCCAUGAGAGAGUGGUGUUUCUUAAGCACCCAAGUUGACCUGGAUCCUUCUUGGCCAAAGGAUACACAGGCUUAGUUUAGAAAAUGCCUGACUAGGUUUUGCAUGUCAAGCAUUUGUUCUUUUUCUGGCCUAAGUUUUCUUGUAAAAAAUGUAAACCCCAUCAAAUUCUCUACUAGGUAAAUAUUUGUAAACCAUGCAGCUUUAUUACUCUCCUCCCCAAAGAAUGUAGUUUGAAAUUUUCUCAUUUUGGUAGUAGAGGUCGUGACUGCCAUUCUAUUACUAAUAAUGCAACAUGAAAUUGAAGGUGCCCAACUGCUUGAAAAAUACAAUCCGUCAUCAUACUGUAACACCGGGCAAAACGUAAAACAGUAGAAUAAGAGGUGGCGCAGGUGUGAGUGAUUCGGCCUGUGUGAGUGAAGAGAAAACAGGAAUCACAGGGACGGCUGUCCUGCAUUCUUGCUGCACGUUUGCUGCUGAGCAUGUUUCUUUCUUACCUACCUUUGGCUUUCUUUAGUUGUGUUCAAAGUACCUUCCAGAACCAAUAAUACGCUAUGUUUUCAAGUGUCUAAAGUGUUAAAAUCUGAAGAAAGUAAAGCAACUUACACUGUAGCCUUUUCAAAAGUCCUGCUUGAGAACAUUUUUCCCUGAGUGGGCCGGGGCCUCGAAGAGCCUGUUUUCCAGCAAAUUCAGCAGGAGAGAUGUGUGCAAUGUUUUACACGGCUUUAUAUUUAACAUCUUAAUUAAAAAUGCUGAGAUGCAAUACUGUGGGGGAAAAUGCAAAACUGUGGUUCCCUUUUAUUCAUGUGACUCCUUAAGAAAUGCGUUUUUAAGAUACGUGUUCCAGGUAGCUUUUUAUUCUGUGUAUUGUGGCCAUGUGCCUCUCGUGACUCUCAGUGUACCAGAUUCUCAGCUCCCUGAGACGGGGGGGUGAGGAGCUCUGAAAUCACAGCAAGAUUUUUGUUCCACGAGCGCAAUACUGCAUCAUUAACAUUUUUAAUGGUAUGGGUUUUAUACCAUCUGUGUAUGUUUGCAAAUAUUAAGUUAUUACAUGUUUUCAAAUGAGCAUUUUUCAUUCUAAAUUUUAUAUGUUUGCAAAUAUAUUUUUUUAAUAAAAUUUCAAAACCAAGUUUUAGCACCUACUAAAUUUUCUUUGUGUUUUUAUUCAAUUUAUAGCAAUAGAAACUUUUAAAUAAGUCGCUGCGCUUUGUCAGAGCCUCAUACUAGUGAGAUGUGAUGGGGUGAAGGGAACAAAACCAACAAAGUCUACUCCACCCAUUUCCAGCCAGCUAGAUUACAGGCCACACCAAUGUCAGGCCUGAAGCCUCUUGAGCACUGGUGCCCAUCAAAUAAACGAGCACUUCCCUCCCAGCUAGUUAAACCUUAAGUGUUCAGCUCAUACAGGUGGACAUCUAAGGAACUUCAUUUAUUCCUCUAAGGUUACCCCAGAUAAAGGGUUCAAUUCUAAUCAUUGGCAAAAACACAGUUUUAUUGGGGAACUUAUAGUCCUGGUCUUUUCCCAGAUUUACUCAGUGUGUGUUUAUUGAGCUCUUGUUACGUGCCAGGUGUCUUAAAUGAUAAGGAAGGAGAGAGGAGGGAGAAAAGGACGCUUAAUGGCUGGUAUCAGCCCAAGGUUGAGCUCAGACCUCAACCUCCUCUGGGAGGCGGAAACCCUAAUGGAGAAUGAUGAUUUGACAUCAACCUUCUAGAACCCAGGUAUGAGGCAUCCUUAGAAGACCAAGAGAAGGUGGUUACAGGACAAAUUGAGUACAGAGACAGAAUACAUGGGUCAUGUAGUGCCCUUAAAGCACAGACUCUUGGUAACUUUUUUAACGGAAACCUUCCUUUAAAAAAAAAACAAGUUUAAAAGUAAAACGUGCUCAUUAUAGAAAAUAGAGAAAAGAUUAAAGAAAAAAAAAGGUUUAACCAUAUCUCUCCCUAAUAAUCACUGUAAACAUUUUAGUAUGUUUUCAAAUGAAAUUCUCUCUAAAAUGUUUAUUUUACCUGCCUACCUUCUUAGAACAGAGAAUAUGCUAACUCUUGGGUUAUGACUCUGACUUUAUCUUAUACACACUCACACUUCACACUUUGGUCAUCAUUAAUGCUUCAUGCUCAUUCACUGCUUAUAAAUUACUUUCCCAUUAUUUUCUCCAUCUUCACAAUAGCCCAUUUUAGGAAGGAGGAAGAAAAAGCUCAGAGUGUUUGAGGGAUGUGCCAAAAGUUGCACAGUAAGAGAGUGGUGGAUCAAGGAAGGACCCAAAGGCAAGCAGACUGGAGAGCUAGUCUAGAAUUCCGUAAUUCUGUGACCUCUUUUUUUCUUUUUUAUUAUAAUAUUCUAUUGUGAUUUAGGUGAAAGUUCACACAGCAAAUUAGGUUCCGGGGGUUUUAACAAUUUUUAUACAAAUUGUUCUCUGCCAUUGGUUACAGUGUUUACAAUGUGUCAGCAUUCUCAUUGUUUCCAUUCUGUUUACAUUGAUCUAGCUUCCCUUCCCCUCUUUGCCUUCUCGUUUUUGCUUCUGGGUGAAUAUUGACCAUUUGGUCUCAUAUAGUUAAUUGUUUAAGGGAGCACAUUACUCACAAGUGAUGUUUAUUUUAUAAACCAAUCUAUUAUUUGACUGAAAGGUGACCUGCAGGAAUAGCUUCGUUUCCAAGUUCAAAAGAUAUCUUAAGGCGAUAGUCUCGAAGGUUCCUCUAGUCUCUAUCGGUCCACUAGGUCUGGCCUUUUUUAGGAAUUUGAGUUUUGUUGUACAUUUUUCUCCUAUCCGGGGCCUUCUAUUGUGUCCCCGGUAAAAACGGUAGUGGUAGCCAGGCACCAUCUAGUUCUGGUCUCAAAAGAGGUUGUGGUUCGGGUGAGCUGUCAGUCCCAUGACUAGUUUCUUCUAUGAGCCUUUGAUUUCCUUCAUUCUCCUUUGCUCCAUAUGAGUACAGACCAGUAGUUGUAUCUUAGAUGGCCACUUGCAAGCUUUUAAGACCCCGGACGCUACUCACCAAACUAGGAUGCAGAACAUCAACUUUGUGAACUAUGUUAUGUUUGUGAACUUAAACAAUUAGCUAUGGUCCCAGGCCUUUUGACCCACUAAACCAAUCCUGCAAGUUGUUUGAAUCUAGACUGCUUUUUACAGUUUUGAGGUUACUUAGGUUACCGCUGUUUGUCAAGAGCCGGAAUGGUGUUCUGUUUCUCACUUGCUUUUCGUCUGUCAAAACCUAGGAAACCAGGUAACCGGAUGCUUUGGAAUGUUGUGAAAAACUAUGGUGAGUAGGUCGAAUAAGAGGCAGAGAGUUUUUUCUUUGAAAUGAAAUAGAUAGUAUUUGGGAUUUGGGGUUUAUAGUUGCUGUUAACGACACUUUCACUCAUUUAUGGAUCCUGAAUAACUGAUCCCUGAAUAAGGAGUGUGUGAAGAAGGGAUUGUAUCUGGGAAGAAAGAUUUGUCUCAGAAAGCUAUCAGAAACCAACCCAGUCUCUCCUUCUGGAUGAGAUGCUGGAAGUGUGACAACGAUCUUGUCACUGUGAGGGAAGCCCUCCUUAUAAUGAGGCCAAGUCCUUGGAAGGCAGAAAGGAGCUACAGCAAGGAGGCCUGAAGCCAUGUUUCAGACAGAGCAAAAAGGAUUAUCUACACGAAACAUGAAGAGUCCUAACAAGUUUCUAAAGGGGUUAGAUAACUUCAAGAUUCUAAACCUCUUAGCGUUUGCUAAAUGGAGUUGGGUAAGAAGACAGCUGCCACCUCAUGCGCCCUAUAAGGAACUCGCAGUGAACCUGGGCUGUCCCAACAGUCCUGGAGGCCCCGAAUCCAAGCCCCACACCAGCCUUCCGCGCAUGUAUUCUUCACACUCACCAGGCUAAAUCAGCCAAAAGUGAAGAUCACCAGUAAGAGCUUUCUUAUAACCAACAGAGGGACAAUACCUUGGAAUGAGAUGAUACAAUACCGCUGUGAUGGUCCCAUCAUGUCGUGGACUUCAACCAACAUUUCAGGUGAGUUUGAAUAAAUUUGAAGCGCAGUGCCACAGGUAAUUUUAACUGGCACUUGUUGUGUACACUUUGUAUGUAUUCUCAUUUAACCCUCUCCACACCCCCAGAGGUGGAGGUUAUUCAGAGCGCCCCCUCAGGAAAGGGCCACAGAAGACACCCGUAACGCGGACAAC
Molecule: messenger RNA, 10654 nt
Organism: Loxodonta africana (African savanna elephant)
Lineage: Eukaryota; Metazoa; Chordata; Mammalia; Proboscidea; Elephantidae
Gene: DCP1A
Product: decapping mRNA 1A
Exons: 14
Coding region: 2298-3683 (461 amino acids)
Biological process (GO): positive regulation of catalytic activity; deadenylation-dependent decapping of nuclear-transcribed mRNA; deadenylation-independent decapping of nuclear-transcribed mRNA
Cellular component (GO): P-body
Molecular function (GO): mRNA binding; enzyme activator activity
Source: RefSeq, a predicted model, not a curated record